AUGUCUGUGCUAGUACCUUCGUUCACAGGUAAUAAUAAUAAUCAUCAUCAUCAUCAUACUUAUUUUUCUAAUACAACAAAUCGUCGUAUUAAUAAUGGAAAUCCAUCUCAAACACAACAAAAUCGUUCUAUAGCAAAUCCAUUAAAUGAACAUGAUCAACCAACUGAUCAUGUACCAUUUGGUGUUGUUAAUUCUAUGAAACAACGUUUACUGGAUAAAGUAAAUGAAUCAUAUGUAUUAAAUAACAAUAACAAUAAUAAUAAUAAUAAUAAUAAUACUAAUAAUAAUAAUAAUUCGACAAUAGUACGUCAUUCAUUAUUAAAACAAUCGUCACAUAUAGCUUCGAACGAAAAUCUACUUCAAUCAAAAACAUUCACAUCACCAUUAAAACGUACCACACGUUUAUCGCGUAGUCAGGAUAAUUUAACAAAUCAUAAUAAUUCAAUUAAUUAUUUAUCUGGUCACAGCGUUGCACCUGAACAAUUUACUUCGUAUCUACAAUCAAAACAAGAUGUAAUUAUUGUAGAUACAACAAAGAAUAGUAAUCAAAAUGAUGAUAUUCAUGAUGAUGGAAAAUUACGUGCUUCGCAGAAAACAUUAGCACAUCGGCAAUCAUAUACUGAAUUACAUGUCGAUGAAGCACCUAAACCUGGUACGGUGACCACCGUUAAAAAUAUGUUCGAACGACAAAUCCGUUUAAGUCGUUACGAUGCUGAUAAAAUUAUGAAUGCAUCAGUACCUACGGGUUCUCGUAUGAGUAGUCAAAAUCGUGAUAUUCCGAGUCCGACACGUUCACGUAGUAUAUCACCAAAUGAUAUGGCAUGGCGACAACGACGAACAACUAUACCUGGACCUACGCUCCCAUUAUCAUCAACUACAUUAUCAUUACUUGUUGCAUCAUCCUAUCCUGACCUAGUUAUAUCUCAUACACCACCGGCUGAAACAAAUAAAACUUCCAAUGAACAAGUUCAUAAUGAAAAUCUGUCUGUUAAUAAUCAAACUGUAAAUAAAGAAAAAAAAAUAUCUACUACAAGUCGCCAUACAGUUUCACAUGAAAACAUUCCAUUAAGUGUUAUUGUCGAUGAAUGUUCAGCAAAUCUAUUGAAUAAUUCGCGUCCAAAUCUUUUACUCCCAUCAAAAUUAGUAUCAGAAACAGUUGAUUGUCAACCGUUAGAUUUUAAAAGCCGUUUAGCUUUAUUUAAUCGUACAAAUAUGCAAAAAACAAAUGAAAAUUUGAUGAAUAUAAAAAAACCUUUCUGUCAAAUAAACUCUUCAUCAACAAAUAUUUUAACUAAACCUGUUGUUCAUCAUCAUCAUACACGUACUGUAAAUGAAGAGAAAAAAGAUAAUCAAACAGAUAUUAUUAAUACACCAUUAGCAAUGCCCAUAUCUCGAUCAGUUAUUAAUCUAGCGAAAGCCGUAACAUAUUAUGGUGGAAAUAAAUUAAAUGGAAAUACAAAUUCAUCAUUACCAGAUACAAUAACACCACCACCACCACCACCACCACCACCAUCAUCAUCAUCAUCAGUAUCAUCAUCAUCAUCAUCGCUGGAAAUGAAUAUCAAAGAAGAACAAGGAUCUCUGACGAACUCGCUUGAUUUACUUCAUCCACCUGAUAUUAUUGGUGGAAACAUUAAAUUAGCUAAAUCAUCAAUUUAUUCAGGAGCUAAAAAGAAUACUCGAGUACAAUUUAUUGAUGAUGUUGAUACUUUCGAAUAUCCUUCGUUUGAAGUUGUUAUGGCUGAACAUAUUGAUGAUGGUUCUGAUGAGGAAAAUCAAAUGGAGAUUGUUGAUAAUCUCCAUUGCGUUAGUAAUAAUAGUGAUAAUAAUAAUAAUAAUAAUAAUCAUAAUCAUAAUCAUAAUGUAAUUAAAAAUUAUACACUGGGAAAGAAAAUCAAUAGUAUAGAAGAUGAAUCCAUCGAUAAUAAUAACAAUGUCGAUGAUGUUGAUGAUGAUGAACUUGAACGAUUAGCACGAAUCAAUGCUGAAUUUAAUACAAAUAAUCUCGCUGAAAAGCCACUAAAGCCAAAAGGCACAUUACAUACAUUCCGUCCGACCCAUCUCGAUCAAUAUGAAUUAGGAACUCAACAUGGUUCUGUAACAAUAUCGAAAUCGUCAGAUAUUUUAUCUUCAACAAAUUCCUAUUCAAUACUAGCUCGACAGAAACUAGUGCCAUCUUCAGAUACGCCCGCGAAACCUCUUUCAAAUCAUUCUAUUUUAAAGCAACACAAAUCAGCAUUUGAUUCCGGAAACAAUAUUCAAUGGAGUUCGAUGUCCACAACUACUGAUCUACUUUUUUGA
Molecule: messenger RNA, 2301 nt
Organism: Rotaria socialis
Lineage: Eukaryota; Metazoa; Rotifera; Eurotatoria; Philodinida; Philodinidae
Source: the annotation of a GenBank genome assembly